Phalaenopsis equestris is the source of this 2124-nucleotide messenger RNA. Its product is annotated as protein NRT1/ PTR FAMILY 5.2-like. Gene Ontology annotation, biological process: transmembrane transport. The record is from RefSeq and is a predicted model, not a curated record. NCBI's taxonomy places the organism in Eukaryota, Viridiplantae, Streptophyta, Magnoliopsida, Asparagales, Orchidaceae. Gene Ontology annotation, molecular function: transmembrane transporter activity. Gene Ontology annotation, cellular component: membrane.
AUGGCUUUUCAUAGCGUUUCAUCAAAUUUGGUGCGUUAUUUGACUAAUAAGCUCCAUCAAGGUACUGUGGCAUCGUCAAAUAAUGUCACCAAUUGGAUUGGAACUGUGUGGAUAAUGCCUAUCGUUGGCGCCUAUAUUGCUGAUGCUCAUUUCGGUCGGUAUUGGACCUUCAUCAUCGGAUCAAUCAUUUGUUUUUCGGGCAUGUGUGUCCUGACCCUCGCAGUCUCCCUCCCAUCUCUCAAACCUCCCCCUUGCGGCUCCGGCACCGCUGACCCCAACUGCACCAACAAAGCCUCCUCCUUACAGCUCGGCGUCUUCUUCUUCGGCCUCUACGUCAUCGCUCUCGGCACCGGCGGCACCAAACCAAAGCCCAACAUCUCCACCAUCGGCGCCGACCAAUUCGACGAGUUCCACCCGCGAGAGCGCAGGCAUAAAAUAUCCUUCUUCAACUGGUGGCUCUUCAGCAUUUUCUUCGGCACCCUGUUCUCCAACACCGUUAUCGUCUACAUCCAAGAUAAUUUUGGGUGGACUUUUGGCUAUGGGAUCCCCACACUUGGCCUGCUCAUUGCCAUACUAAUUUUUGUUACCGGAACACCAUUAUAUCGCCACAAGCCGGUGACUGGAAGUCCGUUUAUGAAAAUGACGCAGGUGGUGGUGGCGGCGAUGAAAAUGUAUCGAGUAAGCCUGCCGGAAGAUCCCAAGGAGCUAUAUGAGCUAGGGCUCCAUGAGUAUGAGCGCAACGGCAAAGUCCCGAUUGGUUACACUCCUUCAAUGAGAUUUCUUAGCAAAGCGGCGGUCAAAGCAGGAAAAUCCGGCAGCCCAUGGUCUCUCUGCUCCGUCACGCAAGUAGAGGAAACCAAGCAAAUGGUGAGAAUGAUCCCCAUUCUGAUAGCCACCUUCAUCCCCAGCACAAUGCUCGCCCAAGUGAACACUCUGUUCAUCAAACAGGGAACCACCCUCGACCGCCGCAUGGGCUCCCAUUUUCACAUCCCCCCUGCCAGUCUCCUCACCUUCGUCACCCUCGCCAUGCUCAUCUCCAUCGCCCUCUACGACCGCGCAUUCGUUCCCUUUGCUCGCCGUUUCACCGGAAACCCCCGCGGCAUCUCUCUGCUCCGCCGCAUGGGCGCCGGCAUGUUAUUCCACAUGCUCGUCAUGCUCGUCGCCUCCCUCACCGAGCGCCACCGCCUCUCCGCCGCCCGAUCGCACAGCAUCUCUACCAAAGACGCCACUGUUCCUCAAACUGUCUUCAUCCUCCUCCCACAGUUCGUGCUCAUGGGAAUCGCCGACGCCUUCCUUGAGCCGGCCAAGAUUGAAUUUUUCUAUGAUCAGGCGCCGGAAGGGAUGAAGAGUUUGGGGACUUCUUAUGCAAUGACGACGCUUGGGGUUGGAAAUUUUCUGAGCAGCUUUCUGCUGUCGACGACGGAGAAAGUGACGAGGAGGUUGGACGGCGGGGAGGGGGGUUGGAUACUCAAUAAUCUCAAUAAGUCUCAUUUGGAUUACUACUACGCUUUCUUUACCGUUCUGAAUGUUGUCAAUCUGUUCUUCUUCCUCUUUGUUAGCCGAUUCUAUGUUUAUAGGGCAGCAGGGCAGAGUUCAGUGCUGAGAUUGAGGCUGUUGAAGAAUCCAAUAAGGAGAAAUCCAAGAAUAUGGAUGGGUACCAAGACUCUACCUCUUGUUGAGCGUGGGGAUCCUAAAUUUGGUGUUGCGGCGAAUUUUGCAUAUGCCAAGUAUCUCAGACGCUCUGAAGGGUUGCUUGGAGAUGAAUCAGUGUUAUUGGUGGUGUGUGUUGAUGUUGGGGGUGAUGUUGUUAGUGGUGGUCUUGGUGUUCAUGAUACUGUUGGUGAUGUUAUUUAUCAUGAUGAUGAUGCUCUUGGUGGUUUGUGUAGAUGCUGGAGGUGGUUCCUCAGUGUCGUGAUGAUGGUUCUCUUGGUGGUGUGUGUAGAUGUUACUGUUAGUGCCAUGGUGAUGGUGCUCAUGGUGGCGUGUAUAGAUGUUGAGGCUGGUUCUUAUGUGCCACGACAAUGGUGCUCUUGGUGGAGUGUGCUGAUGUUAGGGGUUGUGUUGUUAGUGAUGAUGUGGGUGUUUGUGGUUUUUUGUGAUGUUUCCUUCCAGUUGGUUUUUUGA